CGCCCCCUCAGUGACGAAGGCGACGGAGAAGAAAAACGCACGGUGGCCGGCUGUUUGUCUCCAUCGCGGUGAAAGGCGCAAAGCUGGAGAGACGAAGCGGAGUCGAAAGAGGUAGCUAACGGGUUUUUUGUAACCAUGGUGGGAGAAGACAAUAUAUCUCUAAGAAAUCGCCGAGCUAUGUACGGCACUGCGGAAGAGAAAGAUGACUUACCAAGCAGGCUGGAAGAAGACUGGCCGUCGUCUGCAUCAAGCAAUGGUCGAAUUGAUGUUGAUCUUGCAAUAACAAGAAAGAUGCGACUUUUAACAGAAGCAGAGCAGUUGAAGCCAGCAUUCAUGAAGGGUGUGGAGAAGCAUUUUACUGAAGUUGUCAAUAGUUUGAUUGCAAAUUCUGUGCUGCUGGAAUCUUCCCCAGCUGCUUUUCCAGAAAAAGACAGUUUCAAAAUCAAGGGAACAAGAGCACCUCCAGAACAUGGAAAAGUUUUUAUUCCCAGAAAGUCUCUCUUGGAUGAGUUAUUUGAAGUGAAUCAUAUCCGGACCAUCUACCACAUGUUUAUUGCUAUCCUCGUUUUGUUCAUCCUCAGCACACUUGUGGUGGACUACAUUGAUGAGGGAAGGCUUGUGCUAGAAUUUGAUUUCCUCGUUUAUUCUUUUGGCAAAAUUUCUAUCGUCAUUCCAACUUGGCUUUGCAUGUUCUCCUCCACGUUACUUGUGCCCUACGUCCUCUUUGUCCGCUGGGCCCAGGGGUUCCAUAGCUCCUCCCACAAGAUCAUCCGUUCCACUUUAUUUGGGACACUGUUUGUGAUGUUCCAAACAGUUUGUCUUGGAUUUGGACCAACUUACAUUGUUUUGGUUUAUGAUCUACCACCAGCUUCUCGUUUUAUAAUUAUACUUGAACAGGUACGUUUUGUGAUGAAAGCUCACUCUUUUGUCAGGGAGAAUGUUCCCCGAAUAAUCUCUGCUACUCCUCAAAAGUCAAAUUCUUUUCAUCUUCCUAAAGUUUCCCAAUAUCUGUAUUUUCUUUUUGCUCCCACUCUUAUUUACAGAGAUGAAUAUCCCAGAACACCUACAAUAAGAUGGAGCUAUCUGGCUACCAAGAUUGCACAGAUUCUUGGUUCAUUUUUCUAUGCUUACUACAUAUUUGUAAGACUCUGUAUCCCGACAUACCGGAAUUAUAGCUUGGAACACUUCAGUCUACGAGGACUAGUUCUUUGCAUCUUCAACUCUAUUCUUCCAGGUGUAUUGAUUUUGUUCCUGACCUUCUUUGCAUUCCUUCAUUGCUGGCUUAAUGCUUUUGCUGAGGUGCUCCGCUUCGCUGACAGAAUGUUUUAUCAGGACUGGUGGAAUUCUACAUCUUUUUCAAACUAUUACCGAACCUGGAAUAUCGUGGUACAUGAUUGGCUGUAUUACUAUGCCUACAGGGAUUUCCUUUGGUUCUUUGGGAAAAAAUUCAAAGCAGUUGCUAUGCUGUCAGUUUUCAUGGUUUCUGCUGCAGUACAUGAAUAUGUCAUGGCCAUUUGCUUGGGUUACCUAUAUCCAGUCAUGUUCUCCAUGUUCCUGUGUUUUGGAAUGGUUUUCAACUUCAUUCUCCAUGACCAGCGGAAAAACCCCAUUUUUAACAUCAUCAUGUGGGCGGCCCUCUUCCUUGGCCAUGGUGUCCUUAUUUGCCUUUAUGGGCAGGAGUUAUAUGCACGUCAGUAUUGUCCCAAGGAAAAUCCAACUUUUCUGGAUUAUGUGAAACCACGUUCCUGGUCUUGCCCUCCUCUUAAGAUAUGAAGACCUCUGGGAGUUGUCUUUAGAACCAAUAUCAGAAGAUGCUCUUUAGUCAAACAAUAACAAAUUGGGUCCAAUGAUAUAAAUGAGUUAGCCUUUUUUU
Molecule: messenger RNA, 1873 nt
Organism: Pseudonaja textilis
Lineage: Eukaryota; Metazoa; Chordata; Lepidosauria; Squamata; Elapidae
Source: RefSeq, a predicted model, not a curated record